AUGUUUUCUAACAUAGAUCACAAAGCUUUGGCAGCACUUCUUCAUGGCCAAGGAUGUGCUAACAACCUCAAGACGCUUCUUGACAACCGCGAAAUAAGUUCUGUCUUGAUAGAGCCAUUGAUCAAUACCAUUCUUGAUUCUUUCUCACUUGCUCUAUCUUUUGUGGAUUCUCCUACCCCUCCACAACUCCUUGAGUCUUCUUCUUGUCAAAACAUGGCAGCUCUUGUGCAUCAAAGAUCGUCAAAGAAGAUUUGUGGGAUAAAAGAUAUGAAGCCUGAGAAUUACAGAGAUCACGAGUCCCCGAAUCCACGACCUGAUGACGGCUUCGCCUGGAGGAAAUAUGGACAAAAGACUAUCAAAACCUCAGUGCACCAAAGGUCUUACUAUCGGUGUGCAUAUGCGAAAGACCGAAACUGCAAUGCUACAAAGCGGGUGCAGAUGAUCAAAGAUAGUCCUCCAGUGUUUAGAACAAGUUAUAUGGGACAACAUACAUGUAAAGCUUUUGAGGUUUAUGAUGAAACGUACGGUUCAGAAAUGAUACAGUUUGACCAAGUUAAGUCUGAACUGGUUAUGCCUACAUCAACUGAUCACCAAGCAAUCACAAUUGAUGACAAGGCCAGAGACCAUACCAUGAACCAAGGAUGUGAUAUUAACGAUUUCUUGGUGGACUAUGACCAGUUUUGGCAGAAUGAGUUUCCUUCAUUUUCAUAUGGAGACACUGUGUUUUCUUGACAACAUUUGCUGUUUUGGUUUAAACAAUAAAACCUAUCAAGCUUUUUUAUGUUAUCAUGGUAGAGACUGAUUGUUUCUUCACUUCUUGUCAUGUCCUUUUUUUAUGUAUGAGAGGAAGUU
Capsella rubella is the source of this 852-nucleotide messenger RNA. RefSeq names its product probable WRKY transcription factor 63. NCBI's taxonomy places the organism in Eukaryota, Viridiplantae, Streptophyta, Magnoliopsida, Brassicales, Brassicaceae. The transcript is spliced from 3 exons. The record is from RefSeq and is a predicted model, not a curated record. Bases 1 to 732 code for a protein of 243 amino acids. Gene Ontology annotation, molecular function: sequence-specific DNA binding; DNA-binding transcription factor activity. Gene Ontology annotation, biological process: regulation of DNA-templated transcription.